This is a messenger RNA of Durusdinium trenchii, 360 nucleotides long. The record is from the annotation of a GenBank genome assembly. NCBI's taxonomy places the organism in Eukaryota, Dinophyceae, Suessiales, Symbiodiniaceae.
AUGAUGCUUCCAUUGUGCCCGGUGUGGAAUGGAAAGGCCGGAGAUGCUGGGCUUGAUGCGGGCGCGCACCUUUCACUGGCAUGCGCAUCUCACUUGUGCUGUCCUGCCGAAAGGGCUGUGCCAAAAUCAGUAAUAAGGAGCGCGCCUUGCUCGAAAAGCUGGGCUUCCCUUGAAGGACAGCGCGUGGCUGCAGGGCCAGUAGAACUUCCUCAACCAUCACAUCUCCACGACCUCCAUGCUCCUCUGGCAUUCGAGGGCCCACCAGAAGGGGCGCCGGAAGGAGAGGACUGGAAGGAGACCGGCGCCGACGGCUUCACGGUUUCAGAAGGUGCGGAUCAUGUGGCUGCCAAGCGGACCUGA